Messenger RNA from Angiostrongylus costaricensis, 585 nucleotides. NCBI's taxonomy places the organism in Eukaryota, Metazoa, Nematoda, Chromadorea, Rhabditida, Metastrongylidae. The record is from the annotation of a GenBank genome assembly.
CUGAGUAUCACAAAGGGAAGUGGAAAAAACGGCAGUAAUCUCUUUAUUCCCUUUAUUGAAACCUGUAGGAAGCUUCGCGUUCUUUCGGAGCUGUUAUCACUCACCUUUUGCGAUUGUAGUGGGAACGAUUCUGGAUUAAAACAUUCCGUUUCUUCACCAGAUGUAGAAAUCCAUGGAUCCGGCUACGGUACUGAUGAUGAAGAUGGUGAUGCAGUCCAUGGAUCUGGAGUCUCUGUCGUUGACGUUGUGGAAGCCUCAGGAAGUCCAUCUCUAGUACAGCUACGUCCUCAAGUGACAACCACAACAACAACUACUCAUAUACCUCCUGUCCAUUCAUACCCUGAGUUCGAGCGGUCUCGCGUAAGUGAACUACGUUUUUUUGUUCUCUUGUACAACGGGCAUUUCCUAAAUGCUGUUGUCGGUGGCACCGUGGUCGGUCUUCUGACGGCUAUCCUCCUUGUGAUGUUCAUCGUGUAUCGAAUGCGUAAGAAGGACGAAGGUUCGUAUGCGUUGGAAGAACCGAAACCACGUCCAUACGCUGGCUACGCGUAUACGAAAGCAUCCACAAAGGAAUUCUACGCAUAG